Messenger RNA from Paraglomus occultum, 213 nucleotides. Lineage: Eukaryota; Fungi; Glomeromycota; Glomeromycetes; Paraglomerales; Paraglomeraceae. The record is from the annotation of a GenBank genome assembly.
AUGCUCGAGAUCGUUCGCGUAAGGAGUCCUCCGCCGUGUGCCGGAUUCAACUUCUUGAUUGCGCUGAAGGAAGACCAAUCUCACCCCAAUCUAAACGGUACUCUCCACGGAAGAGAUUCUUCAAAAUUGGCGAGAUCACUUCUACGAUCUGCGUAUCCCACUCAUGUCUUCAUCCAAAAGCAAGUCCCCAAUCCAGAGAUCUGUGCUGAAUAA